Messenger RNA from Tarenaya hassleriana, 1089 nucleotides. Its product is annotated as EMBRYO SURROUNDING FACTOR 1-like protein 11. Gene Ontology annotation, biological process: suspensor development. The record is from RefSeq and is a predicted model, not a curated record. The transcript is spliced from 2 exons. Bases 721 to 990 code for a protein of 89 amino acids. Lineage: Eukaryota; Viridiplantae; Streptophyta; Magnoliopsida; Brassicales; Cleomaceae.
AUUGGAAUUUAGUUGCAGUUUAAAUUCGUCGAGAUUACUGCAAUUAACACGUGGAUCAAGAAGGAUUUCGUAGUUAAUCAAAAAAUUAACUUGUUAUUAAUCGGUAUUAUUAAUAACUAAUAUUAUAUCUUAUUGUAUAUUUGUCAAGGAUUAUAGAAUAUUAUGGAUCCCGGUUUGACGUAAAGUGUAAAAUGUUAAAUGUACACAUGCCACGACUUGACGACCUGACGUGUUCUUCCACAAUAACUUUAAUUGAUUUUUAUAAUUAAUCUUGGUUUAUAGCUUCAUCACUAAGAUAUAUAUAUAUAUAUAUACACACACACACACCAAUUAGGGCAAUUUUGGUCUCUCCAAAUUGCCGAGAAAGGUAAUAAAGAUAAUUGAUACGUUGAACAUCAUUACCAUAUAUGUAACGGGUGAAUAAAUUAAAUCCAUAGACAAAUAAUUGUGUAAUAACAGAGAAAUGCGUAAAAGAAUGGUAUAAUAAUUUAUUUCAUUACUAUAAAAAUACGUUUCAUAACUUUUUGACAAUAUUUAAGGAUAUGAUCAUAUCUCUUGAAAUACAAUACUUUUUACCAUCUUACCAUAACAAAAUCUUCUAACCAAAUUCUAUAUAAAUCUCUAAUUGACUUCCUCAAAUUCCACAAAAAGCAACAUCACCAUCUUACGAAAAGAAAAAGACUAAAAAAAAAAUAUUUCUUUGAGACAACAGCAACGGCUAUGAAAUCGCCUUUGGCCAUUUUUUGCUUAGUCCUCGUCAUCUCCCUUUUCGGCCUACAUCAAUGUGCAAGUGCAAGUGCGGGGAAGAAUGAAAGGAUAGACAUCUUUGUGCCUCCAUGCAUUAGGGGGCAUUGCAGCUUUGGGCUCACGAGAGAUUGCUACUGCUGCGUUGGCAAAGUGAAGCAGUGUUGGAAGACCAAAGAGCCGUGCUGGCAGACUUGUCCUAAGCUCAACCCUCCACUAGCACAGACUCCUUCUUCCAUUUUCUAACAUAAUCAUUUUGCCUUUCUUUUUUCUUUUUAAUAAUAUGUUUGAUUAAUUUAAUAAAAAAUAGCAAUGGUGAUGCUAAUAAUAUCGAUAUUGUCUUGA